AUGCUCGCGGAUGGACGCAUUAUUGUGGCUAGCCAUUGUGAGCACACGGAUCUCUUUCGAGCCCUCCGUGGCGGUGGCCCAGGCUAUGGUAUUGUUCUCAGCAUGACGAUUAAGGCACAUCCCAAUGUCGAUGCCGUCACCGCUCAUAAGCUCGCCAUCGCGCCCCUGCAGCAGACUGCGAACAACUCUGAUCUUCUCGACGCCGUGGCAGUCCUUCUUCAGUCAUAUCCCGACCUCAACGACGCAGGAUUUGCCGGCUACGCCUUCUGGUUCCGCAACUUUCCAACUAUCUUCGUUGGCAAUGCCACUUCCGGCUAUUCUCAUGGCUUCUGGACCAUUGGAAAGACAAGAGAGGAAGCUGAUGCUGGUUUCGCACCUGUGCGCGAGGCUCUCGGCAAGUUCACAGACAGGCUGUUCAUCAGUGAGAGCUUCGCCUCAUAUGAUGACUACUGGUCCUUCUAUGAGGCAGAGUCAGGGCUGUACGAUCCCACCGGCGACACCUCCAUUCUCACAUCCCGCAUGAUAGAUCGGUCGGCCGUCGAAGAUUACACCCACGCCCGUGAGGCUGUGGAGGUUCUCAGCGGCAAGCCGGAGGAGUUUGCGUCCAAUGUCGUACUUCUGGUCUCCGGUGGACAGGUAUUUGAGGAUGCCAAAGAUGCAACCUCGGGCUUACACCCGGCAUGGCGAAAUUCUUCUUACGCUCUCAUCACCGGUCGUGGCAUUUCGAAAAUAGCCAGCAAUUCUCAGCGCAAAGCUGUGCAAGACGACAUCACAUACGUCAAGGGUGCGGCCGGGAAAAGGCUUGCGCCAACUACUGGAGGUUACAUGAACGAAGGCGACCGGCAUGAUCCGGAUUACGUGGAAACGUUCUACGGCGCCAACUACAACCAACAUCUGGCAGCGAAGAAGAAGUAUGAUCCGUUCAACGUCUUCUACUGCCCCACUUGUGUUGGCUCAGAGGCCUUCGUAGAACUACCUGACGGGCCACUGUGUAAAAGGAAGGCUUAG
Colletotrichum chrysophilum is the source of this 1008-nucleotide messenger RNA. RefSeq names its product FAD-linked oxidoreductase hmp9 (gene HPM9). The coding region runs from base 1 to 1008 and encodes 335 amino acids. The transcript has a single exon. Lineage: Eukaryota; Fungi; Ascomycota; Sordariomycetes; Glomerellales; Glomerellaceae. Gene Ontology annotation, molecular function: flavin adenine dinucleotide binding; oxidoreductase activity. The record is from RefSeq and is a predicted model, not a curated record.